AUGAAAGUACACGUGAAGAAGAAUAACGGUUUCAUUAUUUUGUUGGCGAUAUUGAUAGGUUUUUGUGUGAAAACCGAGGGUUCGACAACAGUGACAUGUGAACCUCAAUAUGGGUUCUUGCCAUGCACAAGUGAUAUUUGGGGAAGACUUUUCUUAAUCGUGGUUUAUCAAUACGUUCUAUCCCUUGCUCAAACCUAUGUUUCCAAAGGAUCCGAUAAGUUUUUUGGUCUUAUCGGGCCGGGUAUAUUUGGGGCUAGUUUGUUCCACAUUCUUGCAAACUUUCCUUCACUUUACCUUGUCCUUCAAUCUGGAUUAUCAACUGAUGAAGAAGGUGCAUCUAGUAACACAGAAAUGGGAAUGAAUAUACUAACAGGAUCAGCAGUUAUGAACUUAACACUAAUCUGGCCAUUGGUCAUUACUUUCGGCAGCUAUAAUCUAGCGGACGAUGAGGAGGAGGACUCCGUUUCGCAACAACAACUUCCAGCUGAAGACGAGCCAUCAUUCUUACAGAAAUUAACAGCAUAUGGUGUUGCAACCGAUAAUGAAACAAGCUACACUGCAAGAAUCAUGCUUGUCGCGGUGAUCCCUUUUUUCCUCCUCCAACUCCCAGCAAUCCUUAAUUCAACAUCAGUAACCCGAGUUAUACUUUUAGUCACUCUCAUCAUUGUGGUGUCUCUCUUCUUUGCUUACAUGACAUAUCAGAUGUUCCAACCAUGGAUACAAAAUAGGGGGUUUGAAUAUGCGACACAGCGAUUUGUCAAGAGCAAACUAGAAGCACUACUUUCCACUAACGGAAAGCCAAAUGUGCGACUUAUCAAAGAGAUCUAUGAAGGACUUGACAAGAAUAAUGAUGGCAAGGUAUCGAAUGCUGAGUUGAAAAACUUAAUAUUAGGAAUACAGUUGCAAGAAGAGGGUGUAAUAAGUGAUACUGUCGUAGACAAAGUGUUUGAUCAAUUGGACAUAUCGGGUGAUGAGAUUAUUCAAGAGAGUGAAUUCAUUAGAAUCAUGAUGAAAUGGCUACGGGACGCAAGGAGGUCAACCUCUCAAAACAACGAUUACAACCCUAUUAGCUUCUUCCUCAAACGUAACGUGGGUGCAGAUGAUGAAGAAGGGCAGACCCCUCUAAUACCGAAGGACAGCCCUAACACUACACCAAGCUCGAUAUUAGAGUUCUUAGAGGCUUUAUGUUUGGUAGUCUUUGGCACUGGUGCGACCAUGCUCAUUUCAUCGCAGCUUACAACACACGUUUGGACUUUUGCUAGUCAAGCAAACGUCCCUUCCUUCCUGAUUCCCUAUUUUAUAAUACCGUGUUUCUCAAACAGAUCACGUAUGUUAUCAACAAUUCAGUCUGCUAGACAAAAGACUGAACGCGCCGCCUCUUUAACUCUUUCUCAGAUCUAUUCAGGAGUCGCUAUGGGUAGUUUGAGUAGUUUGUCAACAUUUUUAGCGAUUGUGUAUAUUAAAGAUCUCUCAUGGAACGUAUCGGCUCAGGUUUUGGUUAUGUUGAUAAUUUGUGGGGUGAUGACGGUUAUCACAAGUACAAGGACAGUGUAUCCACUUUGGAUGGGUUACAUGAUUUAUCUGAUGUACCCAACUUCGCUACUCAUGUUGUAUUUGCUUACCGUCGUUUGGGGUUGGUAA
This is a messenger RNA of Erigeron canadensis, 1641 nucleotides long. RefSeq names its product sodium/calcium exchanger NCL2-like. NCBI's taxonomy places the organism in Eukaryota, Viridiplantae, Streptophyta, Magnoliopsida, Asterales, Asteraceae. Gene Ontology annotation, biological process: intracellular calcium ion homeostasis; calcium ion transmembrane transport. Gene Ontology annotation, cellular component: membrane. The transcript is spliced from 7 exons. Gene Ontology annotation, molecular function: calcium ion binding; calcium:proton antiporter activity. The coding region runs from base 1 to 1641 and encodes 546 amino acids. The record is from RefSeq and is a predicted model, not a curated record.